ACUUGUAAAUUUAUUCAUAUUCGAUCUUUAACUUAGAAAAAUUUCACUUUUCGGAUAAAUCUUCAACUUGUAUUUAUUCUUUACUUAAUUUAAACAUCAUGGAUUCUUUGAUUAAGGUCCAAAUAAAUACUAAUAAAAUUAUUAAUAAAGCUUACACUAACUUCAAAAAGUCUCCUAAAGAGCGUUUAACCGCUGGUUAUUUAGAAACGAGACUUGCAGCUUUGGAGACACAAUGGUGUAUGUUUUCCGAAAAUCAUAAUAAUCUUAUUAGUAAGUUUAAUAUUGAAGAUUUAGGUAAAUAUAUCGAAUGUGAUAUUUAUGAAGUUACUGAAGAAUUGUAUUUUGAAUACAAAGCCGAACUUAAAGAUAAAUUAAGUCAAAUUCAACCUGUCGUGCCUACUUUUUCUGAGUCUCACUAUAGUAAUUGUAAAUCUAAAGAUCAAUUUCAAAGUAGUGUCAAGUUACCUAGGAUAACUAUACCCACAUUUUCCGGUAGCUAUACCGAAUGGACAAGUUUUAGGGAUUUAUUCAUGUCUCUUGUGCACACCAACCAGACACUAGAUAAUGUCCAAAAAUUAUACUAUCUAAAAUGUCAUUUGUCCGGCGAAGCUGAACAACUCCUACGACAUUUUCCUAUCACGAGCGGUAAUUAUGACGUUUGCUGGAAUCUUUUAGAUGAUAGAUACAACAAUAAACGAUUCAUUGCAAACUCAGUUUUAAAUAGAUUUAUUAAUCAAGGAAAUGUAUCCACUGAGUCUGCAAGUGAUUUAAAGAAGUUGUUAGAUACCAGCAACGAAUGUAUCAACGCUCUGAUAAAUUUAGGUUUUCAGACGGACACAUGGGACAUGAUCGUUAUUUAUAUUUUGUGCACAAAGCUUGAUAUUGAGACUCGUAAGAUGUGGGAAACGAAAUUAAGUGAAACACAGGAUAGUUUGCCUACUUAUAAGCAGUUUGCAGUAUUUCUGCAACAACGUUUCAGGUCUUUAGAGUUUUUAGAUGACAAAGUUCCAAAAAAUAUUGCUUCCUCAAAGGUUCUUCAUGCUACUGAAUCGAUUUUAUGUCCGUUUUGUUCAAGUAAUCACAAAUUGUUUCACUGUAAACAAUUUGCUAAACAGGAACCACACUCACGUCGAAAUUUUGUAAAAUUAAAAAAAAUAUGUUUCAAUUGUUUUGGAUCGAAUCAUUCGGUGUAUUCAUGUCGCGCACCAUCAAGGUGCAGAAUCUGCCAUCGGAAGCAUCACUCGCUUCUUCAUGUUCAUGCUAUUAAUACACAAGCGAGUAAUGUUCCUAAAGUCCACACUGAAAAUUCUUUAAACAUAGAUAUUGUCAAACAAAACAAACCGUGUAAAAAUGUUACACAACAUGUUAGCUCUCAAAGCCAUGUUUUGCUUGCAACGGCUUUGGUGAACGCUAAGUCAAAAGCAGGUACAUGUAAAACUCUUCGGUCUAUAGUAGACCCGGGAUCGCAAACUUCGUUUAUUACGGAGUCAGCAGCUCAGCUUCUUGGGCUGCCGAAGGAGCAAAGCAAGAGUCGUGUGUCCGGUUUAGGAGGAGAUCGGGAUUCCGAAGUGACGUCAGGUUAUGUCGUCAAUUUACAAAUACAAUCUCUCGUAGACCCUAGAUUCAACAUGCAAGUUAAGGCUCAUAUCAUAAAAACUAUUACCACAUUGCUGCCUGAAAACAAAAUAGCAGUGCAGAAGUGGUCAAAUUUAUCGGGUAUUAGGUUAGCGGAUCCAAAAUUCAACACUCCUAAUAAGAUUGACUUGCUUCUAGGAGCAGAAGUCUAUGGUCAAAUUAUUGAUGACGGUCUUAUUAGAAGUGGUCCAGAUAUGCCUGUGGCUCAAAAUUCAAAAUUGGGGUGGAUUUUAUCUGGGACGUUAUUGUCAACCGAUGAAAAUCAGAGAGAUGAAAUAAUUCAUACAAGAAAAAGUAAGAAAAAAAAGAAAACAAGGAUUAUAAUGUCAUAG
This is a messenger RNA of Plodia interpunctella (Indianmeal moth), 1967 nucleotides long. RefSeq lists its product as uncharacterized. NCBI's taxonomy places the organism in Eukaryota, Metazoa, Arthropoda, Insecta, Lepidoptera, Pyralidae. The record is from RefSeq and is a predicted model, not a curated record. The transcript has a single exon. The coding region runs from base 99 to 1967 and encodes 622 amino acids.